Messenger RNA from Parnassius apollo (apollo), 849 nucleotides. NCBI's taxonomy places the organism in Eukaryota, Metazoa, Arthropoda, Insecta, Lepidoptera, Papilionidae. The record is from the annotation of a GenBank genome assembly.
AUGCUAUAUAAAUUAUUUUCUGUCUCUAAAAUUCGAACCUUAAGAUGUAGUGCUUAUUUUUCAACGUCAGCAUUGCCCAAGGAAGAAAAGAUUAAAGUUGGAAAGUACAAUAUUAAUUAUUUACAAGUAGGAAAUGGACCACAUCAUGUUUUUUGUAUGCCUGGUGCUCUAGGAACAAUUUGGACAGAUUUCAAACCACAAGUGGAAGGAUUAAAUAGAGAAAAAUUUACAGUAGUAGCAUGGGACCCUUUGGGUUAUGGUAAAAGUAGACCACCUGACAAGGAAUUUACACCAGACUUUUAUGAAAAAGAUGCAGAUAUAGCUUACGAAUUGCUUAAGCUAUUGAAAAUUCCAACAUUUUCAAUAUUGGGUUGGAGUGAUGGUGGAGUAUCCGGAAUGAUUCUUGCUGCUAAAUAUCCCAGAGCAAUCAACAAACUUGUUAUAUGGGGAAGUAACUCAUUCAUUUUACCACAUGAAGUUGAAGCAUAUAAAAAAAUAAAGGACAUAAAGUUGUGGUCGGACAGAAUGCGACAGCCAAUGAUAGAUAUUUAUGGCGAGGAGAAUUUUGCAAAGUAUUGGGCGAAUUGGAUUGACGGCAUGGCCUUAAUAUUACAAACGAAGAAUGGCAACAUUUGUUCUGAACUGCUGAAAAAUAUCAGUUGUCCGACACUUAUAUUAUAUGGGGAAAAGGAUCCCAUGGUCGAUAACGUUCAUGUAUCACAUUUACAUACUAAUAUUGAGGGAUCAAGAAUCCAUCUGUAUCCUGAGGGCAAACACAAUAUUCAUAUUCGGUAUGCUGAAGAUUUUAACAAGAGAGUCGAAGAAUUUUUACUCUUACCCUCCAGUUGA